CGGGGGUUUUUUUUUUCCCAUCUUAGUCAAUCCUACAAUCCGAACUCUCCCUUUUUCAUCCGGUCUCUAUCGUCGUUUAUCAUGCGGUGAUUCGUAGGUGUUUAGAAUUACGCAAUAUGUGAAUCAGACAUUACUCCAUCCAGAAGUGAGUAAAAGAUAAGAUAGAAUAGAAGAAUAGAAACACGGCUGCUACGCGGUAGAGAGAAUACACGUAAAUAUGGCACACCUGGCCGGGAUAGAAGAUUGAAAAUUUUUCAACGAUGUUUACAACGCGUCAACAGUCUUCUGGGUAACCGAUCCGAGAUAAAAUCGUCGCAAUAGCUGCUCACCGUCGAGCAGAAGUCUUGCCAGCAUGAAGAAGCCUGACAAUAAUUCAAACCACGAUAGAAACGGUCCGGAGCAUGUCAACCUGCUGAGAGUUCCUUCCUCGUCGCCUCAGACGCCGACGGCUCCGAACCGAGGGCUCGAAGAUGUCUUCAGAGAAAUGCCGAUCACCGAGGACACCGCGUGUGGAAUUUGGUGUUUCCGCGGUCCGAAUUUACAGAGAUUCGCGAACAAGAAGGCCUACGUUUUCCUCUACGGUGUCCUCGGCUGCAUAUUCUCCGCAAGCUUUGCUUACUUCAACGGGACCAUUACCACAAUCGAGAAGAGGUUCAAGAUACCCUCGAAAACUACCGGAUUGAUUAGCGUGGGCAAUGACAUUUCCCAACUAUUUGUAUCCGUCGUACUGUCUUAUUACGCCGGUCGAGGUCACAGGCCCAGAUGGAUCGCCUUGGGCAUUUACACGGUCGUUGUUUUCUGCUGCCUAACGAUGCUGCCCCACUUCAUGUACGGUCCGGGUGAGGACGCACUGGCCUUGACUAAGGAACAUGGACCGCUGGAGUCCAAGAACUCUACGGUCUUCAUGGACAAGCAGCGGAAGAACCUCUGCCUCGGCAAAGAGGGACGGGGUGCCGAGUGCGAUGAGGCGGAGGGGAAUUUCGCGCCCCAGGUGCUGCUGUUCAUAGCCCAGCUGAUAUCCGGGGUGGGCGGAUCCCUCCACUACACUCUGGGCGUCUCCUACAUGGACGACAACAUAAAGAAGUCGAAGACCCCGGCGCUGAUCAGCUUCUCCUACUUCCUCCGGAUGCUGGGCCCCGCCAUCGGCUACGGCCUCGCCUCCUUCGCCCUCAAGUUCUACAUCAGCCCAACCCUGACCCCAACCAUCACGACCCAGGACCCAAGGUGGCUGGGUGCCUGGUGGUUGGGCUGGAUAAUCCUGGCCAUCCUGCUCUUCAUAUUCGCGAGCAUAAUCGCCCUCUUUCCGAAGACGCUGCCGCGGGCCGCGGCUCGGAAGGCUUUGGCCCUGGAGAAGAGCAAAUCGGCGGCAAGUUUUCCGAACGAGCAGGAAACCGAGCUGCCCACCUCGAUUUCCGACAUGAUGAAGACGUUCAAACGUCUUCUGACCAACACCACUCUCAUGUGCAACAACCUCGCCGCGGUAUUCUACUUCUUUGGUUACCUACCAUACUGGAUCUUUAUGCCCAAGUACAUAGAGAUGCAGUACAAGCAGUCCGCCUCCAUCGCCUCCCUCAUCACCGGCACCGUUGGCCUUGUAUUCAGUGCCUUUGGCAUUCUCCUCUCAGGGCUCGUCAUCUCCAAGUACAAGCCCACAGCACGCUACCUCGCCGCCUGGAAUGUCAUCGUCGGCGCCGUUUCCGUCAUGGGCAUGGUAUCCUACGCCUUCCUCGGCUGCUCCGCCAACGACAGUCAGGUCUUCGUUCUUCCCAAUGGCGAACUCCGUACCGAAUUACCGUGCAACGAACACUGCGCCUGUGAUUAUGUCACCUAUAAUCCAGUUUGCUCGGAGGACGGCCACACCUUCAUUUCCGCCUGCCAUGCUGGAUGCAAAAACCUCCAGGUCGCUGAAAAUGGAAGUAAAAUAUUUACCCAGUGCAGCUGCGUCAAACCAAAGGCGUCGCAGGCUUUUUCACUCACCCUUCCCUCCAACGUGACGGUCUUCACGGACAUUGAACUUUUGGAAACAACGACAAAAAUUGCGGACAUGCCGAUUUUGGGCACCGCCCUUCCCGGCGCCUGUCCAGUCGACUGUAUGGACAAGUUUUACGUCUUUCUCGCUGUUGUUUGUCUUCUCAAGUUCAGCGGUGCCACCGGAAGAGCCUCGAACUUUCUUGUUUCCGUGAGGUGCGUCGAUGAAAAGGACAAGACCGUCGCUAUGGGAUUUGGUUUGACAAUAAUGAGUCUUUUCGCAUUCAUACCAUCGCCUAUUCUGUUUGGAUUCAUUAUGGACAGUACUUGUUUGGUUUGGGGUAAAACUUGUACCGGAACAGGAAAUUGUUGGCUCUACAACGGAGAGGCCCUGAGAUAUUUGUUGAACUUUACCGCCGCAAGCUUUGUCACAAUUGGUACAAUAUUCGACGUGGGCGUUUGGUACUUUGUCAAGGACGUAAAGAUCUUCGACGAGGAGAUCGAGCUGGAGGACAUCGCUGAAGACACCGCUGACACUUGUGAACCAAGAGGGAAAUAGUGGAGUGAACACCCUCGAGAAUAAUAAAAACGAAUUCAUCGUCAGAAACAAGACUUCCCAAAGUACCUUAAGCAUCUCCUUAGAUAUUUAUAAUUAAAUUAUACAGUAUAGGUACGACCAUUUCAGCGGUACAAGUACCGGAAGCAUAUUUUUCUACGUGUAUACCUAUCGACGUCAUUAUACUAUUCUAUAACAAGUUAUAUGUAAUUUAUAGCACUUGCGUGAAUAACAGAAAUCGUGUCAAUCCCAGAUAUUCCAAGGUGAAUAAUUCUUGCAAGACGGGAAUGUAAGACCUGGAGAUUGCAAUAAAAAUCUAAACAAAAAUCUAAA
Molecule: messenger RNA, 2857 nt
Organism: Neodiprion fabricii
Lineage: Eukaryota; Metazoa; Arthropoda; Insecta; Hymenoptera; Diprionidae
Gene: Oatp58Dc
Product: solute carrier organic anion transporter family member 74D
Exons: 6
Coding region: 353-2527 (724 amino acids)
Biological process (GO): transmembrane transport; sodium-independent organic anion transport
Cellular component (GO): membrane
Molecular function (GO): protein binding
Source: RefSeq, a predicted model, not a curated record